Pelmatolapia mariae (spotted tilapia) is the source of this 2717-nucleotide messenger RNA. RefSeq names its product phospholipase B domain containing 1b (gene plbd1b). Gene Ontology annotation, molecular function: glycerophospholipase activity. Lineage: Eukaryota; Metazoa; Chordata; Actinopteri; Cichliformes; Cichlidae. The record is from RefSeq and is a predicted model, not a curated record. Bases 518 to 2176 code for a protein of 552 amino acids. The transcript has 11 exons.
UACUGGUUAGAAUUUCGUAAGAUCUUCCUGUUUCUGAAUGAUAAUGGAACAACCCGUGUAACGGAACGUCACUAUGGUGAUCGUUUACCGUCUUUGGGGUACGACGCUUUAAUAUUUUAUUCGGAUGAGCUCAUAUAAUUAAAAAAAAAUAACUCCAUACAUUAAAUUGACUAUUAUGAACAGCACAAUGCAGAUAAUGAUAAUGUACAAAAAGUACAGAUAAUACAAACACUAUCAGUAGGUUACGGCUGUGGUUGAAGUACACUGGCCCCGCCUCACUUUGUACACGGCCCCAGUGGCCUAAUGGAUAAGGCACUGGCCUCCUAAGCCAGGGAUUGUGGGUUCGAGUCCCAUCUGGGGUGUUCUUCUUUUCGCUGUCGUACAAGCACCUUAGACACCAUUUAAGUGCUUCGUUGUCUGUAGAAGAAAAUCUUCACAUAUAAAUCCUAAUACGUUUGAAGAAUAUGCGUGUCUAACUAGGCGAGAGGCAGAUACAACACAGACUUCCACGGCUGACAUGGAUACACGCAGAAUGGCACUCUGCGUACUGCUGAGCACUUUAGCUGUAUCCGUAAAAUCCACGGAUGUAUUCAGAAGAGCGAACGUCAAGCUCCAAACUUACCAACUCCAAGAGGCCACUGUGCACUGGGAUGCUGCCCAGAAAAGUGUGAUCCUGAAGGAGGGGUUGAUGGAGACGGAGGGGGAAGCCUAUGGGUACUUCAACGACACUCUGCUCCUCUCAGGAUGGGGCAUCCUGGAGAUCAAUGCAGGCUAUGGAGGAAUCACUCAGGAAGAUGAGACCACUUUCUUCUUGGCUGGCUACCUGGAAGGUUACCUCACUGCUGGACAGAUGUUCAGUCAUUACUCCAACAUGUACCCUCAGCUGAUCAAGGAUGAAAAGGUUCUGGAGCCCUUGAAAAACUUUUUGAGCAAACAAGACCAGUGGGCCAGAGAGCAGGUGAAGCUCAGGAGAAACAGUGACCCCUUGUGGAAGCAUAUGGGACUGAUCCUGGCUCAGCUGGAUGGACUCCAUGCAGGAGCUGCACUGUGGGCCAAAAGCAAACACAGGGAGCCUCUAUCAGCGUUCACGGUCCAGUUUCUAAAUGGUGUCGGUGACCUCUUGGAUCUUGUCCCAGCUUUGACACCUCGCUCCAACUCCUCCACAGGGUCCGGCGCUUUCAGGAUGCCUGGAAUGGGCCACUGCACAGCUCUCAUAAAGGUUCUUCCAGGCUUUGAGAACCUGCUAGUCGGCCACUCUAGCUGGUAUACUUAUGCAGCCACCAUGCGUAUCUAUAAACACUGGGACUUCAAGGUGUCUGACACACACGUAGCCACUGGAAAGAUGUCAUUCAGCAGCUACCCUGGCUUCCUGAUGUCUCUGGAUGACUUCUACCUCCUUGGGAGCGGCCUGCUGAUGACUCAGACCUCCAUCGGCGUCUUCAAUGCCUCUCUGUUCUCUCAGCUCAGCCCUCACAGCCUGCUGGCCUGGCAGAGGGUCCGACUGGCUAACAGUCUGGCGCACACCGGAGAGAAGUGGGCGCAGGUUUUCUCCAGAUACAACUCAGGCACAUAUAACAGCCAGUACAUGGUGGUGGACCUGAGCAGGAUUUCUCUGAGUAAAAGCAUCAGGGAUGGAGCUCUGACUGUUGUAGAGCAGAUUCCUAGCAAAGUCAUGCACUCCGAUCAGACUCGGGCGUUACGCAGAGGUUAUUGGCCGUCAUACAAUAUACCAUUUCAUGCUGAAAUUUACAACCUGAGUGGGUACAGUGUGAUGUGGAAAAGAUACGGGGAAGACUUCUCCUAUGAUCUCUGUCCCCGAGCCAAAAUCCUCCGCAGGGACCAAGCCAAGGUGUCCGACCUCAGCUCCCUCAAACGCAUGAUGAGAUACAACAACUACAAGAAAGAUCCCUACUCAAAGGGCCAUCCCUGCAAAACCAUCUGCUGCCGUAACGACCUGAGACCAAGGAGGCCACGGCCAGGGGGCUGCUACGACACUAAGGUGACGGACUACCAGAUGGCCCUCCAGCUGGUCGCCGAGACAAUAAAUGGCCCCACUACCCAGGGGGGUCUGCGCCCAUUUUCAUGGCAGUCCUUUAACUUCACGAUUCAUCAGGGACUCCCCCACACAUACAACUUUCCCUUUAUCACCAUGAGGCCCAUGCUGGACAAGCCAUAAGAGCACAGACCUGGAAGAUGCCAUGCGUCCAUGUGCAGCUGUGUUCAAAUUCACAAAUCCUGCGUCACAACACUGAAAAUCCUGUUGGUGCAGCUAAACAGAGAGUAAAAAACUUGAUUAUUUUGCCAACAUUGGUGGUUUUUUAUUAAUAAUUUAAUAAUCCAUUUUAAAACAAACAACAACUAAAAAUGAUCAAAAUGAAGUAUACUGAACUAGAUGCCACUAGAUGCAGUGAGGUGUUUGUGAUGUAGUGUUGUGUUGGUCUUAUUUCACAGCAUCUAUCUAUUAGUGACAGAGUACUCUGAACUGGCAUAAGGAUUGUGGGCUUGUUUGCGCUAUUUUAACACUCUGUGUAAAGUUUCCACAAACGUUUGGAUUUAAACCAUCAGGAAAAUCCUGUUCAUUUUAUAUUUAUUAUAAUUACAGUGUUUUUGUUUUUGAGUUCAAUUCUAUGCAGUAUCUACUCAGGUUUGCACAUUGUGGAAGAAAAUUAUCUAAGUUUGCAUUAAUAUUAAUUAUACUAAAUUAAAUUAUAACCUGU